Messenger RNA from Suillus clintonianus, 2181 nucleotides. RefSeq lists its product as uncharacterized. NCBI's taxonomy places the organism in Eukaryota, Fungi, Basidiomycota, Agaricomycetes, Boletales, Suillaceae. The transcript is spliced from 9 exons. The coding region runs from base 1 to 2181 and encodes 726 amino acids. The record is from RefSeq and is a predicted model, not a curated record.
AUGGAUCCCUCGUUCAUAUUCCGCCACUGGAGCAAGAAGAACAUAGGAAUAUUGAUGAAAUCAACGGCGACAAUUGAAGAUGUAGAUGGCGAGUGUUCAUUCAAAGUAUCUGGAAUAGCUUCAAAGAGCUGCCCGAUUGCUGCACACUAUCGUGUGGCCUUGCGAGCCAUCAACAAGAAAUUUGGACUCUACAGGAAGAUCGUGAUUCACCUGACCGACUCUCGAAAUAAUCUGGCUAUUCAACUCCGAGAUACAUACCUUUCAGUCAUGGACUACAUGCACAAUGUCCGCAUCGCAUUUUUCGUGGAUGCUCGAGAUUCUGCAGAUCCACUCGAAGCUGGGUUUAGGUCGCCAGCACUGGAUUACUAUCUAUGGUUGGACCACAAAGUCGGCGGUUUUCAUGAUAGGAGUCGUGAGACUCUGGAAAAGGACCAUAAUGUAACCUUAAGGUCCCUACAGAAUCGAGAGUGCGAAGAUAUCAUAGCAUUACUUGAUUGGAGUGCCUACCACAUGACCAAUUGUCAUGAGCAUGAUCUGUGCGGUGCAUUUCAGGGCUGUGUGUCCGAAGAGGAUCUUCAAAAGCUGCUACAUGCAGUCGAUUGCUCUAUGGAUGGAAGUACCGUGGCAAAGGUAUCACGAAGUCCGACACCUGUUCAUUCAAUGGACCAGCCUCAUCAAAAAAUAUUAGUAACAGAUACCACGCAGGUCGAUAGUCAGAUAGUGUUGGAUCCAGUUGAUACAGUCAUGAAUACACCUCUCGCUCCCAAUGAAUCUGCCAGCAUUGCCAUAUCCGGUUCCAGAGAUAAAGCCAGCAGUGUAAAUCAGAAAAAUGAGUUGUCAGAUGUUGCGAAUGACAAAUCACAACGGUCCACUGCUGGAGAUGCUGUUGAAUGUGAUACUUGUGUCACACAUUCUGACGAAAUUGCAAUGUCUGAAUUUUCACCAACGUCCGUCUUGAAGCCCUUCCCACUUCCAUUCGACUGGGUUUACUGCAAGCGGGCCCUUCGUACUAUGGGUGUCAGGAGCACCCGUGUUGAUAUUUCACGGUGGUUGAUUGCACAUAUUGUCGUCCGAUUGAGAGAACUCCAUGGACUUGACGAGGAUACCCCUCUUGACGACGCGCUUCAAAAAGGGUCUGUGACUCAAGCCACCUAUCAGGAAUACUGCGAAUUAUAUGGCAUGUCACAUUUCCUGAACGCGACACAAACGAUUCCACAGGAGCGGCAGAGUAUGGCACAGUUCUUCAUUUCUGCUGCUCGUGGUUUUUUCCUUUCAAGCAUUCAUGUUGAUUGUGCUGUCCAAUGUGAUUCAGAAGCGUGUGGGACACCUGUGGAUUACAUUGCAGAAGUGCAACCAACUGUAGUCGAUGCAAAAUAUUCUACAGGUCAAUGGCAGAUACAAUCGCACGGUGGAGAGCCAGUGCUCACGCUGGAUUUUGAUAAUCCUUGCUUGUCUGCUGCCGACUGGAUGCUAGCGGGUGGCGAUAUUUCCGAUCACCAAUCUGCUGUGCACACUUCACAUAUCACCCAUCCCAGUGACAUGUUGACAGAUACACCCAGUGAUACAGAUUCCAUCCCUCUGACGAGAUUGAGAUCAAGGACUCUCAAGAACGACAAGCCCACUAUGCCAUCAAAAAAUGAUGUCGAUUUUCGCCCUAGCCUCGGAAGACCCGUCGUAUUUGCUGCUACACGACAACGGGCAAAAAAGAAGGCGAGGAUCGCAAUGCCAUCAGUAGCGAAUUACACCAUAGAGGAUCUUAUGAGUUCAUCUCAGAUCAAUUCCACAGCUAUUCCGCCAGUGGUAGCUUCCGCCCUGAUGACAGAAUCCCUGUCUGAAGCUGUCAGUACUGCGGCGUCAUCGUUUAUGAGAAUUGAGUUGUGGCUUCGAGAUGUUGCCCUCGAGUGCAAGGAUGCAUUAGAGACGAAGGAUAUGUUACUAUCCCCGUUGGCCCAUAAUGUGCUGCUUGAGCUUUCCACUCGUGCCUCACAUGAUGCGUCAUCUUUGAAAAGUGAUUUGGAGAAUUAUGUCUCGGAUAACAGCACAUUGAAAUAUGUGAUGACCGUGAUUCAAUUCUUGUGCAAGCUGCGACUGUCGAAGUCGGGCGCAGACAUACAGUAUGAAGCUGGAUUCAGGUUAUUGGCCACGAUUGUGAAGGACAAUCAGAGGGACAUUCCAGCAUGA